Molecule: messenger RNA, 5907 nt
Organism: Aedes aegypti (yellow fever mosquito)
Lineage: Eukaryota; Metazoa; Arthropoda; Insecta; Diptera; Culicidae
Gene: Zmynd8
Product: protein kinase C-binding protein 1
Exons: 9
Coding region: 774-5714 (1646 amino acids)
Biological process (GO): regulation of DNA-templated transcription
Molecular function (GO): protein binding
Source: RefSeq, a predicted model, not a curated record
UUGCUCACUCUAGCAUGAGGAUUGCUUGGAUGGCGUGCGUGUGCAGUAAAAAACGUCAAAACAUACAACACCUCGCACCAACACAUACGCAAUCAACCAAGCACACAUCCAUACCGGUAGUGGCUGCUCGAGCUCGGCAUCGUAUUUACACAGCACGCUUGCUGUGAUGCCAUUUGCCCCGUGUACGAAGCAAAGCAUUGAAGUCGACGAAUUUUUCAACUACACACGUACUGUAUACUGGCUCAGUAGGCCUGGUUUGGCAUGUGUACAACACCAGUUUAUUCUUGGUCUUGGAGCGCAGAGCACAGCACACUCGCAGCAGAGAAAGUUCACAGCUCGGUUCAGGCAACCUCUAUAAAGAAGUCCCAGGAGGAAAAAAAUCUUGUUCGUACAAUUAAGGAGGAAAUGCAAUCCAGCUUCGGACCGGAAUCGAACGGAUACUGAACGUACGGAAGUUUGAAGACAAGUUGCAGGUUGUGGUUCAGCGCCAGCCCAAAGGCAGUGUCCAUUUUAUGCUUCUUCGGAAGAUGAUGGCAUCGGGUGGAAUGAAAUUAUAGGAUCCACAGGCUGGAACCUCUCAAUAUGCGGAAAAUUGCUCAGCAUGAAAAGUGGUUCUUCUCAGAUUGUUUUCUUUUUUUAGCAAUAAUUUUUUGAUCAAAGCAAUCCUGUAAUAUAAGGAUCACUAAUUUAUCACCCGCUUGCUAUGCUGUCAUUGGUAGUAUCAUUGUAAUAAACGGUUCAUACAAGUUGAAAAAAAUUGCUUGGACACAGCAAUGUCUGCCAUAAACUCUGACGCUGGUAGCACCGUUCCACCGAUACCGAAAAGCAUAGUGACACAGGCUCCCACAACAUCUAUGAUUGAUUGUCGAAACGUGUAUAAAAUUUCGCCGACAAAGCCUGUCGUUCCGAAUCAACAGCAACAGGACAUUGUUAAAAUAAGAAUUACCAAGGAUGACAGUGGAAAUGGAUUUGGGUAUACAAAGACAAUCGUCACUAGUACCCAAUCGACAGAAGGUAAAACUGACAACAAACCCACGCCACAAAAGAUUAAUAUAAAUCUAGCACAGCAGCCAACAUUUCAACUAAAAACUCCUCAAAACAAAAUAGUUUUCGUCAAAAUGAUGCCGAAAAUGCCACAAAAUGGCCCACAAUUCGUUGCAUCUCAGGCCUCUAGAAGUAGUAUUUCACCCACCACACUGGCGGUUGCUCGAAGUGUUCAAGGUCUACGACCUAUUGCACAUGUUAGUUCUCACUCAAAUUCAAACGUUACAACUCAAAAGUCGAUUUCGCCUGAGAAACAGAAAUCAACUGCAACUAAGGAACUAGCGAAAACUGAAAGUGAUACUUCGUUGUCUUCAACCCUAACGACUGUUACGUCUUCGAGUUCUUUCACUACUACUUCAACGGAAACCGAGAACGGCAAUGAGCAAACCAGUUCUCCAACCACGGCCGACGACAAAGAAACGGAUCAAUCAGAAGAAAAUCAAUCGCAAUCAAUAGAAGAGAGUGACCAACACGACGAUCAUGAUGAUAGUGCUAGCACCGGAAACGUAAAAAUGUCCCGGGAAAUGCGAUGCUUGAAAGCGUCGCAAAGUAGUUCCAAAAUUCUCACGGAGUUUAUGUUGAAUUCAGCUUCAUCGGAAAAGUUGAGAAAGCGUUGCCGCUCCCGUGGCGAAGGCGAGGAUAGCCGCAGUUGUGGCAGUUUGACGCCAACCUCCCAAAAGCGAUACUCAGUUUCAGGACGGGAAGACGAUGACCUGGACGAAAGCAAAGGCAGUCCAUCGUCGUGCACGAAGCGUGCUGGUAUGCGCUCGGCUAACGCGGAAUUUUCGAUGAAGCAAAAGAAGUUCCUCAGCAGCAUCCAUCACAACAGCGAUGGGUCGGACAACUCAGACAAUGAAGGAGAUCGGUCGAAUGCGUCCAAAGGUGCUAAGAAAGGAGUUGAAAUGCCUGUACCUCCCCGAGCACCUAAGCUUGGCUGGGACAAGUUCUGCUGGCGGUGCAAAACCUGCGAACCGGGUCUGGAAACGUGCUCCGGGUGCAUUCGGUGUUUCCAUCCGGUUUGCCUCAAGCUGAAUCCGGCAUUUUUCAUCGUGGAAAAAAAGUGGAACUGUCCGGAGUGUAUCAAAGCGGAGGCCCAGACGGAUGGUGCUAACGAGAAGCCUAGCAAGGACGUGAAACUGAAGCAGGACAGUUUGACCAUAUCGCUAAAGUUCACGAUGAAGCGAAUGCUGCAGCUGAAAGGGAGCGCAAUCCUCAAUCCACUGGAUAAAGAACAUUUCCCCAAUUACGAUGCGUACGUAACGAAGCACAUCGAUCUCACUACCUUGCAGAAGAAUGUCGUCGAGCAGAAGUAUCAAACAACAGAUGCAUUCCAGGCUGACGUUAACUGGAUUCUUCAUAAUGCAUCUAUCUAUCCAUUGAAUAGUAAAUUGCUUUCAAUUGCAAAGGGAUUGAUGAAAAUCUGCAAGCAGGAAAUAAACGAAAUCGAAGCUUGCAACGAAUGCUACUUCAACGCCAAUACGUGCAAAACGUGGUUCACCGAAGUUUGCAGUAAGCCUCAUCUGCUGGUGUGGGCCAAGUUGAAAGGUUUCCCAUUCUGGCCGGCAAAACUCAUGUCGGUGAACGUGAAUCAACUGGCAGAUGUUCGAUUCUUCGGUGAUCACGAUCGAGCUUGGGUGCCGAUCAAGGAUUGCUUUCUCUUCUGUGAUAAGGAUCCCAACACGAAGCAGCAACGUCGGGCAAACAUGGCUGAGUGUAUGCGAGAGGCUGACACGUAUAUUUCCAAGCUGAAAAAGAAAUUUGGAUGCUUUUGUUAUGCGGAUUUUAGAACGCCAAUGGAACCGGGAAAGCUCGACGAACACUUGGAAGCAAUGAUUCCGGGAGUGUUGCGGAAAAUAGUUGAAAAUGGAGAUUCUCAUAAAACCAAGUUGAUGCUAAAGAUAAUCAAAACCGCUGAUAACUUGCUGUCGGUGUCGCCUGUAUCGCCGAAUCCUCCGACAACAUCCACACCGAAAGCCAGACAAAGAGAAAGCAUCUCCCCGGAAAAGGUGAAGGAAGUCAUUUUUGGCAGCCCAGAAAAAAUAUCCACUGCAGAAAUGAAUUCAUUCGAAGUUCCAUCUUCUAAGGACCGGCCGCAGUCCACGCAAGUCAAAGAGGAGAUUCGAAACUCAGUUGGCACUCCAGAUCCUGUGUCAACUGCUGCGCGAACUUACGCGACAAGAAAGCGUAGAAGUGUAUGCGUGAGUACUGACGAGUCAAAGCCUAAAGAAGUAAGUCCGGAGUCACCGCAAGAACCGCGAAAAAAGAGCAGCCGUAUCCGGUCGAGUCUGGCAAACAAACCCAAGGAUGAAGAUGGUAGCUCAACUGCUUCUGAACCGGCUCCGGCUCCCAAGUGCUAUUCCAGUAAGAAGCGCAAAACGAGUACUCCUGUUGGGGAUGUCAAAGAACCUAAGCAGAGUAAGAUUGAAUCCGUAGUGCUACAGCGAGAAUCGGACAGCUGGAAAACUGUACCGGCUGGGAAAAAGGCAAAUACAGUUACUAAAUCAUCAGACACCGUGUCUGAUAAAGAGGAAACUCCGAAAGAAACGGAGAGUAAGGAGGAGCCUGUAGCGGAAAAUAACGGCAGCUCAAUUCCUAAACCGGAUGAGAAGGAUCCACAGGAAUCGGCAACUGCUCCAGUUUGCAUCCCGGCGGAACAAGAGGUCGCUUCAAAGGUCAAUGAAGCGACUAAGAUUGUAGAAGCACCUGGAUCAAACAGGUUGAAUUUGUUGCCUUUGAUUCCACUGGCAGCAGACGACAUUAAAACCGAACCAACUGAAGAAGAACCACCACCUCCUAGUGAACCAUCCGCUACUAGCAAUACAGUGGAACCAUCACCUGCAAACACUAGUAACAGCUCGGUCACAUUGACAGCGAAUUUGAACGAUAAUUCGUCCACAGGCACAUCCUUACCAUUAUUACCAAUCAAAUCGGAGCCUGUAUCCGAUGAGGAAUCCUCGCAUGGUAAUGCUGACCAAGCCUCCGUAAACCAAGCUCUCCCGCAUACCAAUCAGCCGACAGAAAAUGCAAACCAAGUCUUAAUACGUACUAGCAACAGGAUCAUGGUUCGAAAUAUCAACCAACUCACGAACCAGACUGCACCCAGAGCCAAUGCGGUGUAUAACAACAACGGACAGCCAGUAGUCCUAACGCCUGUCGACAAAUCGAAAGUCCCACAGAAAAUAACACCCAAGGCGCCAAUUAUCAUCCACGCAAAGGCGCGUAAGCCACCUCUUGGGCAAACAAACUCUAUCCAACCAUCACAGGUGGCGAUGAAGAGAACUACAACUAUUCCAGGAACAUCUGGAACGAAUAACUUCCCCGUUGGUAGGAACAGCGGCGGCAGUAUGAUGCAUAUGGUUCACAUUCCAAGUCCACUUCCUAUGACCAAUGAUCAAGCUGGACGAUCUGAUCAAUCGAAUGGUGCACUACAACAGCAGCAACCAUCCACCACGCCUGUCAGCAGCGGUGAACCUACUGCAACGAAUUCAACUCCCCAAGCAACAUUCUCCGGCCAAUCUAACCCAAUAACGCCGAACAAUGAACAAUCGUCGUCUGCGGCGGGAAGAUCGGACGAAGGAGAACACAUGAUGGCUGGUUUCAUCACGCCCAAUCUGGCUGCGGCGGUUACGGAAACUAUUGUGUCUACGCCGCCGAAAUUGCAGUCUCGGCCGAGUGGAGCACUGCGUUCCGAGGGAGACUGUGUCUACCCUUCCGGGGCUGGCCCUGUAUCUCAAAUAUUGAUAAAUAAUUCCUACAAGAUGGCGGAUUUCUUCAGGUCUGUGAUCGAGGACACGUUGUCCGAUUUGUCCAAUAACAGCGGUGCCCUGGAGGCCAAGGUUAAGGUCCUGGAACUAGAGAUAGAGAAGCUCAAACACUGCCACCAACAGGAAAUCACCAAACUGAAGCACAAUUCCGACCUGGUGUUGUGCGAGAUGCGCAAAAACAUGGAAGUGGAAAAGACGCGCAUUAUCAACGAGGUUCGCAAGCAGUGCGAGUUGGAGAGGAUUCGCUCUGUGGAGGAAGCCAAGAAGAAGCAGUGGUGUGUGAACUGUGGCAAGGAAGCGCUGUUCUACUGUUGCUGGAAUACGUCCUACUGUGAUUAUCCUUGUCAACAGCAACACUGGGCAACGCAUAUGAACCACUGCACCCAGAGCCAGUUCAACCUACCGAGCAAUGCGAUUGCCUCGAAGCCAUCCACUGUGAUCAACAAUAAGCUGACGACAACCCAGCAGCAUAUCACCACGCCGAAAAUUACCACCGUGCAGACCCUGAACCUGAACGGGCGAUCUGGACUGACGAUACAACCGGCAUCGCAAGGUCAGCAACAACAACAACAACAGCAGCAGCAGCUGAUAAUCACCUCUGCACGGGGAGGAGCACAACUGGGCAAAGGACAGCCCUACCAACGAUUGAUGCUCAACCCUGCUUCGGCUGGUCCACCGGCGUACACUUUCGUCAGCAGCUCCCAGGGCAGAUGGCCUGCUGCCGGCACCCUAACGGCCUCCAUUGGUACCAUGGAUCAGCAGAAAGUUCCGACCGCAUCGCCCACCCCCGUUGGUAUACUGGCAAGCUCCAGUGUGAUGGCGGCAGCGGUUUCCGGAGGUGUACUUGGUCGACCUAGCAGCGUCAAAGCAGCUGGAGGCGAAAAAAUUGUCGUCGGUGCCAAGUAGAGUCACGUUUGUGCAAUAGGUAUGUGAACUUUGUAAUAGACUCGUGUAAAUUUGAAGAUGGUGAUAUGGAUGCUAAUGUCUUUCGUUUGACACUAACAAGCUAACAAGACACCUGUAUAAAAAUGUAACGAAAGCUAAGUUUAUUUUCAAGGCAAUAAAAGAGUGAGAUUGCAGGAUAUGCUAUGCAAAUAAU